Aureobasidium subglaciale EXF-2481 is the source of this 1987-nucleotide messenger RNA. RefSeq lists its product as uncharacterized. The record is from RefSeq and is a predicted model, not a curated record. Lineage: Eukaryota; Fungi; Ascomycota; Dothideomycetes; Dothideales; Saccotheciaceae. The transcript has 5 exons. Gene Ontology annotation, biological process: proteolysis. Gene Ontology annotation, molecular function: serine-type carboxypeptidase activity. Bases 65 to 1702 code for a protein of 545 amino acids.
UAUAAGUAGAGCCGUUGUCCUCUGAACUUGUAGAGCGACCCAUCCGAACUACCCUAACGCGACAAUGAAGAUCUCUGUGGUUUCUACACUACUUCUGGCCGCUGGUGCCAUCGCUGGCCGUAGCGCACAGCAUGUCAACAAGAAGCUGCCCGAGCGUAUGCGCUCUGAACCCGCUGGCCUGCCUGGUGUAGGUCUGGACAAAAGGACCACCACGAAGAAGAAGCAAUACAUUAUUCCUCAGAACCAAAACACCACAAAGUAUGCUGUUAACGGCACUAACAUCCCUGACGUCAACUUUGACAUUGGUGAGAGCUAUGCUGGUCUGAUGCCUAUCUCUUCCCAGCAGAACGCUAGCGAGCUGUACUUCUGGUUCUUCCCCUCAGAGAACUCGCAUGCCGGCGAUGAGAUUCUGAUUUGGCUUAACGGAGGUCCCGGAUGCAGCAGUCUCGAGGGAUUACUACAAGAGAAUGGUCCCUUCCUAUGGCAAUACGGAACGAGGAGUCCCGUUAAGAACAACUACAACUGGAACAACCUUACCAACGUGAUCUGGGUCGAGCAACCGGCUGGCACAGGCUUCAGCAGCAAAGGCAGCACACCCUCUGCAACGAACGAGGAGGAGGUUGCAGAACAAUUCGCUGGAUUCUGGAAGCAAUUCAUUGAGACUUUCGGUCUACAGCACAAGAAAGUCUACGUUACUGGUGAAAGUUAUGCUGGUUUCUAUGUCCCGUACAUCGCCGACAACUUCAUCCAGAAGAACGACUCUGCGCUCUACGAUGUUCAUGGUAUCAUGAUCUACGACCCCUCGAUCUCAUACGAUGUCGUGCUUCAAGACAUCCCAGCCACACCGUUUGUUGAAUAUUGGGGUCCGCUCUUCAACCUGAACCAAACAUUUAUGGACGACAUUCGCAACCGCUCCGAUGCUUGUGGCUACACUUCAUUCAUGGAGGAGGCCCUCACUUUCCCGCCCAAGGGUCUGCUCCCUUCUCCUCCCAACGCAGACUACAGCAUGCCUGGCUGUGAGCUCUGGAACGAUAUCUUCAGCGCUGUCAGCCUCGUCAACCCUUGCUUCGAUAUUUACCAGGUUGCCACUACUUGCCCUCUACUCUGGGAUGUCCUCGGUUUCCCUGGUAGCUUCGACUAUCUGCCUGAAGGUGCUGAGAUCUACUUCAACCGUACGGAUGUGCAAAAGGCCAUCAACGCACCUGUUCAGGAGUGGGAGGAGUGCACUGGCGGUAUCCUGCGCGAAGAUACUAGCGAAUACACUAGUCUGAGCGUCCUUCCCAAAGUCAUUGAACACACCAACAACGUCAUCAUUGGCCAGGGCAUGCUUGACUAUAUUAUCUCCUACAAUGGAACUCUCAUGGCUAUCCAGAACAUGACCUACAACGGAGCUCAAGGAUUCAGCAAGGGCCCUCAUACCUGGAAUGAGUUCUUCGUUCCUUACCAUUCAGAACUGAACCUAGGUGACCUCGCCGGCUCCGGUGUCCAAGGUGCUUACCACACCGAACGUGGUCUGACCUUUGUCACCGUCCAGCUGUCUGGCCACAUGAUCCCUCAGUACGCUCCCAGCGCUGCUUACCGCAUGGUCGAGAAGCUCCUCGGAAGAACGAAGACCCUUGGUACGAAGAGCAACUUCAGCACCCAAAAGGGCAACUUCGGCAACUCUUUCAACUUUGUCACCGCCAACGUUACUACCAACUGAAUGAAGUAUAUUAGCGGAGCCGGCCGUGUACGAACUCCCUGUAUUGGGUUUGUUAAAGUGAGACAAUGAUUGUGCCUUGCUACGGUUUGAUCUUGCUCUCACUUAGACUCUUGGAAGAGAGUAGAAGGAGUGAUAGAGUGUCUAGAACACAAAUCGGAUCUAUAAUAAAAUGAGGAAUAAUUAUGUAGAACCUUCAAACUGCAAUCGCUCUCACCAUCCCGUGCAGUAGUGUGUACUACUCAUUUUCUUGUAGAUUACGUCUUCGAUGCCAAAGGAUGUUUCUAC